CCGAAGGCUUUCACACAAACAAACUGGAAUACUCUGGAUAACGCCGCAGCACUUUCUUGGGCGUUUUUACAAACUGCACACCAGUUAAAGAUUUAAACGUGAUUUACAUUUAUCUACCAACACAGCAACAAUUUCUCCGAAGUUAUCCUGUAUUUUUUGGGCUGUUAGCUUGCUCCGUGCAGCAGUAGAGUCAUGUUUACCUCCCAAACGUCGUCCUUCCAGGAUUCAAUUGACGUGGAAGAGAGAGAUGACUUUGACAGCGAAGAAAUAGCUGGAUACAGUCAGAAAAUCCAGUUGAACUGUUACUACACCAUCUAUCUUUAUCAAGGCACAAGAUCUGAAGCUACUGGGGAUAAUGUGACAUGGAACCAGAGGAGAGCAGACUCAACAACCAGUCAUGAUGACUUUAGCUUGACUCUUAUCGACAGCAGCCUGCCAACGGAGGCUGAACCCGAGCUGAGGACCUACAUUUCAAGGAGGCUGAGCAAAGGAGCAUUGCUUGGAGGGAUGGGCAACAUUGCCAUGGUGGAGCUCAGUAUCCCUGAACAGGCAGUUGGCUGCUACUGUUGUCUACUGGAGCAGGAAAGGUCUCCUGAACAGCCUGAUGCUGAUGGCAAUGGAUAUGUCAUCUGCUUUAUGGGGGGCUCUGAAAAAGGACUAAAUCUAUUUCGUCUGGAGCUCGAUAAAUACGUCCAAGGCUUACAUAGCAGCCUGCAAACUCCAGAGCUGCAGAACCUUGAGACAGAGGUGCGUCCCUACCUGAGUCGUUGGUAUGAGGAGAGUGUGAUGCAUAUCCAUCGCGUGGUGCAGCUGGUUCAGGGAAACAUCAGCUUCUUGCUGCAUGCUGCUUUGAGUCAUACACCUGUGGAGGUCAUCAAUUCAGAUGAAAAAACAAAAGCUGAUGUGUCUAGGUUCAUCAAAGCUGCCAGUUUGCAGGGUUUGUCCCAACAAGACACUACAGCAGCUUCUCUGUGUAAGGCCAUUACAGAGGACACACAUUCAGAUUUGGUCAUAGACUGUGCCACCAGCCCGCCCACCAUCACUAACCCUGUAAGUAAUCGUUUCUGCGACGACUGGAUUCAGGCCUUUCUAAAUGCUGCAGAGCGGUGUAAUCCAUUCCUUCUUAGGCAGAUUCUGGAGAACUUCAAGCUUAAGGCCAUCCAGGACAUGAACAGUCUAAAGCGAUACGUGCGACAAGCAGAGAUGAGUCACUACGCCCUGUUUCGCUGCUGCCAGUUCCUGCAGGGCUGUGGAAAUGGGGAUGUGCUCCUGCAGAAUGCCAGAGCAGAGCACAGUGACCUGCCUGAAGCCUGCAGCAUCAUCACUGUCCUGGAGGAGUUCCUCAGAGAACAGGCCCAGGCCCAGGCCUGAGUCUGACCACUCCCAACCAGGUAGGAGCCUGGAUACCAAGAUGGCCUGGUUUAACCCCAAUGCAGAUAAACAAUGACUCUAAACAAUCUGCAACGCUACUGUUCAUUAUGUAUUCAACAUCAAUUCACCUGAAAUAUAUUUCAGAAGCAGGACAUUUUGAAUUUGCCCGAUGCUUGGCUAUAAAACACAAAUUUCCUGCUGCCUCUGGUGGUGAGAUUUGAAAGUUGUACUGUAAAACCCUAAUACCUUACACUCAGAACUCAACUUUCUUAAACACAAGUAUCUUUAAUAACUUUUACAGUUUAUUAAUUCAGUAAUAUCACUAUGCUGGUCUUGACAAUAAUGUCUAAUUGAAAAUGACAUUGAAACCCAUUGUAAAGCAGCUGCCUCCAUGUAAAACACUUUCUUCAUAAAAAAAAAAAAUCUGUUUAGAUUAUAUAGAGUGGCACCUUCCCAAAUUUUAGUCUGUUGCAAUAUUUGAUUUGUUGCUUGUGUAGUCUGAGUGUGUUGUAAAUGAAUAGUUGUAUAGUACUACCAACCAAAUAAGAUAAGAUAUACUUUAUUGAUCCCCCAUGGGGGAAACUCAAAUAGUAGAAUACUAUGAUAUUGCUAACUGACAAUGAUGACAUUUAAUCCAAACAGAGCUUCUGCUCUUUGGAGUGGAAUUAUCUAUUGCAUAUCUGAUGUAAAAAAAUAUUUUAUCAUUCCUUUGUAUUUUAUUUGAUUGUACAAAUUGAGAAUGCACAAAUCACUUUUAUGCAUUGCUUGUUACAUUGUCCUUGUUUUGCUUGUGUGUCAGCCCAAUAACUGCACUACUGUAUUAUUUUAUGUAAAUGUACAUCUGUAAAUUAGUUACAUUUAAUUCUGCUCCAGGACUGACAUGUUGUAGAUAUACUGUGAUUCUUGGAUAUCAUUUGUAGAGAAGUGCGAAUGUUUUUCUGUUUACAAACAGGAUGUUAAAGGCUGUCACCAGCUUAAAACUAAAUCAGGAUUUACAAGCAUUAAGUGGCCAUUACAUUUACGAAUUAUUUGUGUAGUCUGAAGGUUCUGCUACAUUGAUGCCUGCUGAAAAAAACCCUUAUAAAUAGAAAUGAAAAUGUGGAAUUAAAGAAAUGAAGAACUCACAGUUAUUGUAGGCAUGCCUUUUAGUUUCCAUUCCUUUACUGUUCUCAAAUCAACUAAAAUAUCAACUUUUAAAUGAGGCUCAUAUCAUUUCCAGUCAAACCGGUCCAAAGUGUGUAUAACAGCAAUAUCAAUGUUGAUGGUGUAAACUUUUAAACUGUGAACCAAGUGACAAUGUAAAUGAGUAAUUUUGUCUUUCGUGAAUCAUGGUGUGUCUGACCCACGACAUGUAGCUGUAGACAUUUCUGUACAGCGUGUUCUGUCUAGAUAUAAAUGACUACGUGGUUCUCAACCUUGUAUCGAGAGGAAAAAUAAAUACAAAGGUUGAAUGUC
Messenger RNA from Sphaeramia orbicularis (orbiculate cardinalfish), 2826 nucleotides. RefSeq names its product chromosome 8 C17orf75 homolog (gene c8h17orf75). The record is from RefSeq and is a predicted model, not a curated record. The transcript is spliced from 10 exons. Lineage: Eukaryota; Metazoa; Chordata; Actinopteri; Kurtiformes; Apogonidae. Gene Ontology annotation, cellular component: trans-Golgi network. The coding region runs from base 193 to 1371 and encodes 392 amino acids.